Podarcis lilfordi (Lilford's wall lizard) is the source of this 21932-nucleotide messenger RNA. The record is from the annotation of a GenBank genome assembly. Lineage: Eukaryota; Metazoa; Chordata; Lepidosauria; Squamata; Lacertidae.
AGCCGCGGUUGCCCGGCGGCGGCGCCCGUUCAGAAUGUCGAGCGCGCGGGGGGGCGGGGGAGCAGCCCCUCCCUCCGGCGGACGCGAGGCGGCGGCAGCGGCGGCGGCAGCUGCUGCUGCGGGAGGGAAGGAGGCGGCGCCUGUGUCGGCGCUGGAGGUUGUGUCCUUCCUGGGGAAACUGCUGUGCGCAGUCGCGGCACUGAAGGCGGCUCUCUACCUGCUCCGCAGAGUCUGUCUAGCUAUGGCCUGGAAGUCAGGAGGCGCCAGUCACUCCGAGCUCAUCCACAACCUCCGCAGUGAGUGCGUCUGUGGUGUGCGCGCCGGGGCCGGUGGCCAAGGAAGGGGGUGGGAGGAGGAGGAGGAGGCAGAAGGAGGGGCCAGGGCGCGCGCAGUCCAUUCAUGUACCACACAUACACAAGCGCGCGCGCGCGCGCGAACCCCGUCGCUAGGGAGUGACCGUUAGUUGUCGGCCCUCAGAAGCGCGCGCUGGGGUGCCUUCGCCAACGGCCUUCGCGCCUGGCGGCUGUUGGAGACGUGGGCGGAUGGGAGGUCGCGAGCACCGCGAGGGGGUGGGGAGAGAGGGAAAAGAGAGUCCCCGCAGUCGAGCGGGUGUGUCUCGGUGCGGCGGGAGCUUGCUUGAGGGCGGUGGCUGCUGUCGCCGCUACUGGAAGAGAGCAGGGCUGAGUCCCUCGGCUGUUUCGCAAGCGGGGAAGCAGCAGCCUCGGCUGUCCACCCAACUUCGCCGCUGGGCCCGGCAGUCGUGGUAGAGGUGCCUCUCUCUCCCGGUUCCGUUUCCGCUUCCCGCGUCUUAAGGGGGAAGGCAGCUAAACGGCCGGCUCUCAGCUGUGAGCAUCCCGCAUCGGACCUGCCAAACGCCCUUUUAAUAUAAAAUAAAUAAACGUUAUGCGGGUUACCUACUGCAGCAGGCAUGUGUUAUGUAGUUUCCCACCCACAGGUAAACAACCGAUGCAUAGCUCACAAAAGCCGGAAAGUUCCAGGUUUUUCAAGUCGUUAAAGGCAAAGUUAGGUUUCAGGUUCAUGUGACUGCAGAGAAGAAUGAAACCAUCUAAAUCUAAAAUGUCCCUUGGAUAGUGUGGCAGCUGCUCUUUCGCUCUCCCCUCAGUCAUUAUGCAACCGUCUAGUGAGUCUCUUGGGGUGCUUCUCAUUGGUUCAGCUGUUAACAUCUUUGUUUGCCUGGGAGCCGCCACCCAUGUUAAUGUGUGCUGCAAAUGCGAAUCCCAUAAUGAGAAAGUUGGAUGAAAUGGAUAAUUUGUUGUUUUUAUUUAUUUACAAUAAUUGAUUAACAGCCUAAUAAAAAAAAGUCACUUAUUGGUGCACACAAAACAGAUAGCAAUAUACAAUUCAACAAAAUUUAAAAGCAGGUACGCAUAACUUGUUUACAUGGCUGGGUAGGCUUGCUGAAACAAAGUUUUUAGUCGGUGUCUAAAGCAACAUAAUGAAGGUGUUUGUUCAGUGCAAGUUUUGCGCAUUGAAGCUGUGGAAGUAGGCACAUAAGGGGCUAGAUGACCACACAGACAAACUGCUCCCAAGCUGUUACGGGCUUUAUAUGCUAAUAGUAAGACCUUGAACUUGGCCUGAUAGCAAAUCAGCAGCUAGUGCAGUUCUUUGAGUUGCAGUAAUAUGCUAGUAGGUUCUCACUCCUGUCAGCGAUAAUGCUAUAGCAUUCUGCUCUGACUGCAUCUUUCAGAGCAAUCGCAAGGGAAGCCCUGUAUAUAUCAUACUUUAGUAAUCCACUUUCAGAAUUACUAAUUCCCUGGGUUUCUUUGGGCAAGCUAUCCUAGUUGAGGAAUGGCUGAAGCUGGUGGAAGGUGCUCCUAGCUACGGAGAUCACCUGAGCCUAGUUAGUGAGAGCUGGGUCCAAGAAUAACUCCAGACCAUGUACCUGCAUCUUCUGAGCAAGUGUAACUCCCAUCCUUGGAGGCAACUGGCCCAUUUCUGCGACACAGGAACCACUCACCCACAGAGCCUCAGCUUUGCUUGGAUCAAAGUUCUGUUUAUUUGUCCUCAUCCAGCCUACCAUUGCAUCCAGGCACUAGGUUGUCACUUGUGCAGCCUCUCCUGUUUCAGAUUUUAUUGAGAAAUAGAGCUGAGUGUUCUAAUAGUCUUUUUAUAUGCUUUUUCUUACCCUGAGACCAUCUUUUGAGGGGUGGGAAAGGCAUACAAUAAAUUAUUAUCAGCACCUUGCUUCAAAUGUCCUAAUGACCAUUCCUAGCAGCUUCAUAUAGAUAUUAAACAACAUUGGUGAUAGUAUAACACCCUGUGUCAUGGGACCAAAAACCAGUUCCCUAGUCUUACUUUCUGGACUCGGUCCUGUAGGUAAAAUUGCAACCCGCCGUAAGCUAUUUAGGAGGAUAGCAUGGUUAAUGGUAGCAAAGGAAGGACUUAUUCCUCUUGUCCCAUUCUCAGUAAAAGUGAUUUAUCAGGGCACCCAAGGCAGAUUUGGUCACAUGGCCAGGCCUAAACCCAGAUUGGAAUCAGUAGAUAAACAGCAUCCAUAAAUGCUUACUGGCACCUCCCUACCCCCCAAUGUUAAAAGUGUGGCACUUACUGUAUCAACUUCAUGGUGAAUUCUGGCACAGGGUUGAUUUCUUUAGGAGUGGGUGUUGUUUCUUUCAAGUCAGGGAUCACCUCCUCACACUAUGAAGUGUUAACCGUGCCCUCAGUCCAGCCAGUCACACCCUUCUGCUAGAAUUAAUAAGCCAAGAAGGAGCCAUGGUUGGGCACAGAGCAGCAGGUGCCUUGUCAACAUCACCAGGCUGCAUAAAUCGAAAGUAAUCCCACAACAUAUGACAAUCUGCGGUAGUGAUACCACAAAUAUAAAUUAGUGAUGUCAUUUGUUUGAUGGAGUUGUGAUUUUUGUUUAUUAAAGCAUUUGGGCCUGUUACUAAAUUAUAUGGGUUUGUACAAAAAGCACCCAAAUAAAUGAGCAGCAGAUCUCGAAAGUAAGAAUUCCCAUUCCUGUUCCAUGAAGUAUUUUACAGGAGAAGCUGGUUGGAAAAGAUUUAUAGGUCUUAGUCAAAAAUCAUUUGCAGCAGCUCUUGCUGUCUGUUCCUGUUUUCGUAUUGCAACUAAGCAAAUAGCUUUAGUAUCCUGUUUGUCGUAUUUGGGAAUGUAGCAAGUGAUUUAAAGAGCAGAGUGAAAAACAGUUGGAAAUUUUUUGAGAUUUGUUUUAUAUUACAUUGUAUCUUAAUACUUUUCCUGUUAUAUAUGUCUAUAAACUCAUUAUAGGACAGCAGCUUUUAAAUUUUGGAGGCAGUUUUAGUAUGUGUCUCUACUUGCGAAAUAAUACUGAUAAUUUUUAUUUAUUUAUUCCCUGCCCAUCUGGCUGGGUUACUCCAGCCAUUCUGGGCAGCUUCCAACACAUAUAAAAACACAAAGAACAUCAAAUAUUAAUAGUAACAAUCUGAUAUAAUGUAAAAAAGUCACAACAUAUCAAAUAAAGGAAUAUUCAAUAAUCCAUUAGAAUCUAAUAGUAAGCAGUUGUUUACCAUAAAUAAAUUGGGCAUGUGGCUUUUUUUAUGCCUCUGACAACAGAGGAAUUACCGUAUUUUUCGCUCUAUAAGACGCACGAGACCACAAGACGCACCUAGUUUUUGGAGGAGGAAAACAAGAAAAAAAAUAUUCUGAAUCUCAGAAGCCGGAACAACAAGAGGAAUCAUCCGCUGCGCAGUGAAAGCAGCGAUCCCUCUUGCUGUUCUGGCUUCUGGGAUAGCUGUGCAGCCUGCAUUCGCUCCAUAAGACGCACACACAUUUCCCUUUACUUUUUAGGAGGAAAAAAAUGAGUCUUAUAGAGCAAAAAAUACGGUAGACCGCCAAGACCACAUAACACCGGUCCUGAAAGACCUACAUUGGGUUCCAGUACUUUUCCGAGCACAUUUCAAAGUGUUGGUGCUGACCUUUAAAGCCCUAAACGGCCUUAGCCCAGUAUACCUGAGGAGCGUCUCCACCCCCAUCAUUCACUGAGGUCCAGCUCCAAGGGCUUUCUGGUGGUUCCCUCACUGCGAGAAGCGAAGUUCCAGGGAACCAGGCAGAGGGCCUUCUCGGUAGUGGCGCCCGCCCUAUGGAAUGCCCUCUCAUCAGAUGUCAAGGAAAUAAACAACUAUCAGACUUUUAGAAGACAUCUGAAGGCAGCCCUGUUUAGGGAAGUUUUUAAUGUUUGAUGAUUUAUUGUAUUUUUUAUAUUUUGUUGGAAGCCGCCCAGAGUGGCUGGGGAAACCCAGCCAGAUGGGUGGGGUUUUAUUUAUUUAUUUAUUUAUUUAUUUAUUUGAGUGUACUUCUAUAAAGGAAACAUAACUUUGCAACAUUCUGACUUCAACAGCACAUGCAUAGUUAUAUUUUAUGACUGUGUAUGUCCAUAACACUCAUUUUAUUUUGUUUCUUAUUUAUCUAUUUCCAGUAUUUUAUACUUAUCCUUUGUAGAAAAAUAUGCGUAGGUAGCCAAAAGGAUCUAGGUCAAUAAAUAUACAAAAAUAAUAAUUAAGUGCAGAACAGGAGUCAAAGACAACACCAGAAAGAUUUAACUUAAGGAAUUUGAAUUUAACUAAAAAGAGAAGGUAUGCUGAAGUUAAUCUUUUCUGCCUGACCUGCCAAAUAUUUAAAAACAUUUCUCUGUUAAGAACAUAUGGCUUCCUCCACCAACCCAUCACUGGAAAAUCAAUGAUACUGUCUAGCAAAGCAAUAGCGUUUCCUGAGAAUAGUGUAGGGAAGGUGGGCUUGUGUUAUUUCUCUCCCUACGCCCCUCUCUUAUUCUUGAUGUUGUAGGGAUGAAGAGUUAAAAGCUACAUCAUAGUUUAUUAAUAAGGUAGGGGUGUGAGCAGGGACUUAAAUAAGCUGCAGAUUUGUUUCAGAACCUUUUGCAACAUAAAUAUGUAUGGUGCUUGCAGGCAGGACAACAGCAUGAUGUAGUUUGAAUUCUGCUACUAAAUAAUGAAUAUGACUCUUAGUACUUAAAAACCUUGGAAAGUGUUACAUAAAUUCUAGUGCUGCUUUGCAAAUUUUGGAUGACAAUUUCAGAAUGAUUUUCACAGCCCUAAAAAUGAUAGAAAUGUGAUAAAAUGAAAUAGUAAAUAUCCAGAAAUGUGACACAGAUAGGGUGGUAUUCAGCUAGGUAUUAGUGAACUCAUUGAAAUUAAUGAGCAUGACUAAAUAUUAUUUUAGAACCUGAUUCUUCCCCUGUAAAAUCAUGCUCAAUUGUCAUUUUUAAAUCUUCUGAUCAAGAAGCUAACCAAUCACUAUGUCAAAGAGCACAUUUACUUUCAAAAUUCACCCUUAAAAUCAUUCUAGUUUGAAGUCUAGGAAAAAAAUGAUCUGAAAAAUAUAUCUAGGCUCUUACAAAGCUCUGUUUUCUGUUGCAGCUACUAGUAUGUGUUUUUGAACUUGUUUUUCAGGAACUCUCUAAAAAAAGAAAGAAUUUUUUUUACUAGUAGAUAGUGCUCCACAUCUGGGGUGAAAUGUUAGUUAUCAGACUGUUAUUUUUCUCCCCUUCCCCCUUGUUAUCUUCUAGUCAUUUCCAGAUUUUUUAAAAAAACUGUUUUUCAAAGUGAAAUGUAUUGGUGUUCCAACCCCCUUGCCUAUGACUAUUUUGUUCAUUCUCACAGCAAAGUUGAACAUAUUAUGGGUUUGAAGAUUAUUAAACAAUUCAUAGUUUCUUGAACUCUCUUCUAAGGUUUAUCUAUAACUUGUACUAUUGCUGAACCACAAUACAGUAGUGUAGUUCUUAUUUUACGACAUAGUUGGGAAGAGACCAUAGUUCAGUACCUGAGCGCAUUAUUUCACACAAAAGGUUCCCAGUUCAAUCCCUGGCACCACCUGUUAAGCGGGUCAGGUAGCAGAUGAGAAAGACAUCUGCCUGAGACUCUGGAGCUGCCAAUCAAAGUAGACAGAACUGGACUAUGUGGACAAAUAGUCCAACCUGGAAUAAGGCAGUUUUUAUUAUCUUAGAUGUUGCAUAAUUAUUUCUUCUGCAAGAAUAUAGUUCUGCAAUCCACAGAAACAGGGACAAGCCUUAAUUAGUUUAAAGUGAGGUAAGGAAGCUGGACCAAGAAGCAAAUAUUGCUAAAGCAAUAUUUUAAGGAAUAGGGACCAUAGAGGUACUGUAUUCUAAUAAUGAAACACGGUUAUCAUAUUUAGUUGUAAAUCUAUUUUUAUGCUGUUGCAGAUGUACUCUGAAGCUUUUCUCAUUUGUUCUUCUAAAAAAUGGGAGGUUAGGAACUGGAUGACCAAAAAAUAAAUAAAACAACACACUUAUUGAGGGGGUGGGAACCAGCAUGACUUGGUCUCAGAGCUAAGCAUGUGCUGAUAUAAUGCUUGUCAACAAAGGUACCAUAGUCCCAGCCACUAAAUCAGUAAUCAAGGCAGGCAGGAACUGGAUUGUACAUUGUGGAUGUUAAUUCAAUUUUUCCUCAUUGACAGCUAUGCUGAAAUAAGAUUAGAAGAUACACUCUCAGGGUAAAGCCCCAUCUAGAGUUCACAUAUUUUCUUUCUGAAAACUGUGGCACAUUUUUCAGAGUGUGGAACUGAAGAGACUCAGAUGUGUUGAUACACAUUGGAUUUGCCAGGCUUUAUAUAACUCAAAGAGCUGCAGUGGUCUAUUCUUUGCUGUGUUAGAACAAGUAUAGCUGAAUUUUGGUUACAUGUGUUUUCUGCUGCAGUCCCAUUCCUGCCUGUAUUUCAGUGCUCUAUGUGCUUAGCUGCUCUGCUAAAGAAGAACUUAGGAAAUGUGGCACAUAACCUUAGCAAGGGGGGAUCAAUCCAGAAACAGUCAAUCACAGGCCAAAGUCCUAGAUGAGGAAUUUGUCCAAACAGGCAAGACUAAUAUUUGGCCCACCCCAAAAUUCAGGUUUUAUCUGGAAGCACUUACACCCAGGCCAUCUCUAGAAUAACAAAGGGACUGGCAGGGAUAGGAUAAAGCUCUUUCCCCACUCUGAACCAUUAAAUAGCUGACUGUAACAAUAACAUCAGCACUACGCAGUCCAGAAGACUCGUAGUCCAACUCCUAAUUUAUUUUGACAGUGGGUUUUCAUAGUAAUGUUGAAGUGAUGAAUUUCAGCUUCCAUAAUUUGCAGAUAAACUAACAUGGGCAUAAUGUAUAUCAUUGCUGUAGGCUAUAUUUUAAAGUAGCAUCUUCCUGAAGUUCCCCGAUGUGAGUUGGUUCACUUCAGAGCCGCUGAAGAAGGGAAAAGCCAAAACAUUUUGCUAUAAGAAAGUAAUCUCUUUUUUAUAAUCUCUUUUGUAAUAAAUAUACUGUAUUGUUUCAGUAAUUAACUCAAUCCUUCCUGGAUUCAUAGCAGACAUUUGCAUUACUGUUUGAUGCUUGAAAAAUUCUCUCCUAUAAACUUUUACAAUUGAGCAUUACAUCAAUUGACUGACCACUUGUGUUUUUUUCUGAAGACUGUGGUACAUUUUAUUUUGUAGUUUCAGUAUAAUGGUAUUGUGGAAUAAUAUUCCCUUAUAUUUUGAUUUGCCUUUCUUCCAGAAAAUGGAAUAAUCAAGUCAGAUAAAGUAUUUGAAGUAAUGCUUGCAACAGACCGCUGCCAUUAUGCAAAAUGCAACCCAUAUAUGGAUUCUCCUCAAUCAAUAGGUAUGAAAAUUAUGUAUUCAAAGUCUUUAACGAUGACUAAAAGCUUUAUUUUCCUAAGGCCUUGUUGUGUUGAACCAAAGAUGAACUGUUCCAGAAGUGUUGCAAAUGCCAUCUCGGUAGUCAAGAUAACUCCCCAAUUAAUUGGCUGCUGUUGUAGCAAUGAUUUGCUCUUGGAAACUGUUUCUUUGUCAUUAUAAUACAUCAGAAAUGAUAUAUCUAAGUCUUCAUUUGUUGGCUAGCAAAGGUGCUGAUGUUGAACAUUUUGAUAAGUGAGCUGUUUUGUUACUCAUAUCAUUCUUUAAAUGUUUUAUAGGAUUUCAAGCAACAAUCAGUGCUCCACACAUGGUAAGCGUUAUAUUUAUAUACUGUCAGCCUGCCUCCUUUAACAACUAAACUUUCAUUUUCCUCUGUCUACCCUGAUGACACACCCCAGUGUAGUACAUGGCAGGGGGAACCCUAAUGCUUAUCCCCCACACCCUUUUUAAGUUACAGGUAGGUAGCCGUGUUGGUCUGCCAUAGAUACACUGAAACUGAAACAGUUUCAGUGUAUCUGAAGAAGUGUGCAUGCACAUGAAAGCUCAUACUAAUGACAAACGUAGUUGGCCUCUAAGGUGGUACUGGAAGGAUUUUUUUUUAUUUUGUUUCGACCCUUUUUAAGGAUACUGUUAGUUGUUUGAGAAGGUAGGUUUUUUUCUCUCCCUCAUGUUUUUCUUUGUGGGUGAGGUUGGCUUCCAACUGUGAUACCCGUUAACAUUCCAUAUCAUAGUUGCUGUCAAUAGUAGACUUGAUUGAUAGAUUCACAGUCUGCCUGGCACAAGUUUCUUUUGAAUGCUUUUCUGUCUUUCUGUGUCUAGGCUCAUUCUGUAAGCUCAAUAGAUUUUAUUAGGGUUUAUAGAGAAAAAUACAAAACUUAAUAGCAAAUAUUAAGCUCAUGGGUUCUUGUCAGAUAACCUUUGGGGGUCCUAAAAGCUAUUUUUCAUUUAGUAACGUAUUUCUGUGUAUCCUGGGCUUGAUCCUCUGAACUGUUAUUGUGUAAAUGGACAAUUCUGAAAUCAAAUUUGGGUAGCUAAAGGGUUUGGGGAUCUUUUUACAUUUACAAAUUGACAGUUGACAUACUUAUCUUUAUGUGGUUUGAAACUGCAGCUCUUAAAUUGUGAAAUUGUUUGAUAUCUAUAACAGCUUGAUUGAGUUCACUUACUGGAUUCUCUGUAGGGAAUUGCAUAGUUUGAAUUCUUUAUGAAAGAACAUAAAAUCAUAGCAUUGUACAUUGGGCGAAACCAAAAGUAAAAUACCAACAUCUUUUCCUUUUUUCCUUCGGUCAGCAUGCAUAUGCUCUAGAACUCCUAUAUGAACAAUUACAUGAAGGAGCCAAAGCCCUUGAUGUAGGAUCUGGAAGUGGAAUUCUUUCUGCAUGCUUUGCACGAAUGGUGAGAGGACAAUUCUUAACCACUUACGAUAAAUAUAUGACUCUUGUUAGGUUUCUGUGUGCAUUACAAAAUGCUUUAUUUUUUAUGUCUUUACAAGAGAAUUGCAAGGACUUGAUUCUGAUAUUAUUUUAUACUUUUAGAAGGAUAGGUCUUUUGGGGUAUCUUUACACCAAUACCUUACUGUUUCAAUAAAGUCCAGCUCAUAAAGAACAUGAAGCAAUACUAGCUCAAAUCAGCUCAUAUUUUUGUUUUUUGUAUUUAAUGCCACCUAAUAGUUGGAUUGAAUAUUUUGAAGAAAGAACAGCCUAUGAAGUAUGGAAGUACUCCAUUCUGGGGCAAGUUCCUGUGUAAUGCUUAGUAAUUAUAACCGGAAAAAGGAUGCUUUAAAACAGGGCUAGGGAUCCUCAGGGCUAAGGGAUCCCUCCAGACCUCUCUGUCUGGCUCUUGGGACUCUCCCCCAGUGAAGCCCAUCCUCAGACCUCACUGGCCCUGCUCUGCACCCUCCUUAAGUGCUUUUACCUUGCUGGAAUAUGCAUUGUGAAAAUGCCUCUUGUCUGCCUGGGUAGAAGAUGCAGAGAUGUGUAGAAGCAUUUGACUUGUAUGUGGCUGGAAUAAAGCUUACUGUACAAAUGUAAGAAUUGCAUCCAUUGCUCUGCUGACUUGUUGCCUCUGGCCCAUUGACCAUCAGCAUGCAGGUUCCCCAGAAGGUUGCUCAUGAGGCAUUCAUGCUGCAAAAUGUUUCACAUCCCCACUUCAAUACCUUCCUCAGUGAUUUUUCUUACUGAUCAUGUAAGAAAGCAAGCAGGGGUGUGCAGGAUUUUCUAUUUCUAUUUUCUUUUGCAGAGUGUGCGAUGUGUAUGACAUGCCAUUAAUAUAGAAGUAGACUCCAGACUCUGCAUUCUUCUUUUAACAUCAACUUGCAACAUGGAACACACUCUUAUUUUUUUAAAAAACCCACCAUAUUUCUUUCCCAUAAUCUUGUAAGAAAAUAAGAACUGCCAAGGUCCAUCUAGUUCAGUAUUCUUUUUCCAGCUAGUGGCUUCUUUCCAUCAUCUCAGUAUAUCUUAAGAAACCCUGAACUUUAAAAAAGUUGCCUUGUCACCUAUGUAAUCCUGCUUAGGUGAAUCAGCAGUCAAUACUAGUGCUGAACAGAUUAUAUUCUAUUACAUUUCAAAUGCCAAUAGAAUGUUAAGUUUAAAAAAAGUUCUGUACAUAACAAAAUAAGUUGCUAUUCAUGUAUUUCAUAGUAAAACUGCUAACAUGCAGCACUGGUUUGAGGCCUUAAAAUAUUCAUAUCUUCUUGGAAUGUUAAUUACAAUAUAUUAAUAUGAAAAAAAAUAUUGGGAAAUGACUUCGUAAGUAUGGACCAUGAGAAACUCUAAAGUAUUUAUGGCAAUAACUUUAUUAGAAGAAACUUGCAUGCCAAACAUUCUAAGGCAAAAUGGAUGUGGUGAAACUGGGGGAAGAGAAACAGAUAGACAGAUAAUAGGAAAAACCCGUAUUAGGUUUUAUCCUUCAUCUCCUGUAGCCUUUGCUUAUAACCUCAAUUGAAAGUAAAAGUAAGAAACUGAAUACAUACAUAGUACAUUCCAUACCAAAAUAAACUUGUUUUGUUUCAGGUUGGUCCCAAAGGACAAGUUGUAGGAAUUGAUCAUAUCAAAGAGUUGGUAGAUGACUCAAUAAAUAAUGUUAAAAAGGACGAUCCCCUAUUGUUAUCUUCAGGAAGAGUGAAACUGAUUGGUAAGUACUGGAGUAUAUUAACAGUAAAAAAUAGGUAUAGGAAUAUGCUUGUUCAAUGCAGGGUCUUACUCUUCGUAGUAGGUUUUCUAUGAAAUAUAAACAACUAGAGUAGUUAGGUUUACUAUCCAACUUAUAUAAUUUUAUUUAAUUAUUAUGUUUACUUUUUGAUGGGGUUUUUUAAACAAAAACCUUCCAAGCCCACUAAUAACUUCAUUUUCAGUUACAUGUGCUUAGGUCUGUAAUCUUUUGCAAGCUACUGUGCUUAGUGACCAGGUCAUGGGAUCCGAUCUAAGAAGUUUAGUGUUGGCACAGGGAGUCAUAGCCUUUCAAACUGGGUUUCAUUUGUGGGUCCACUCUGUAAAAGUGUUUCCUCUUUAUGGCACUGCAGUUGCACAAGAGCAGAAAUCACUAGGAGCCCUUUCCAAUCCUCAUAUACAGCUGCCUUUUGUUGUGUCCACAUCUGGCUGCAUUUAGUGAACUACUGCUGUUUGGUACUAAUUCCCUGGAACCCAGGUCGUUCAUUCCCAGUAGAAAUUUCAGUUGGGAAUCUGAUUAAAAUUUAGGAGGCUAAUUAUGGCUAUUUUUAAUUUCAACAUUUUUUUGCUGGUUCCACAUAAACUCAUAAACUUAGUUAAGAUUUCAUCUAUGAGUUCAGUGUCUUGAAUAAGCUGAGGACAAUAUGAAGUCAGCUGUUCCUCAUCCUUGUAUAUAUCUUUUCCCCCCUUGUAGUGGGAGAUGGAAGGUUGGGAUAUUCUGAAGAAGCUCCAUAUGAUGCUAUUCAUGUAGGAGCUGCUGCACCAGUUGUUCCCCAAGCAGUAAGUGAUUUAUGCAUAUAUAUGGUACAUAUUGUUUGCUAUGAUUUAUCUUUAUUAAUUGAAAUGAUUAAUUGGAUGCUUAUACCUGCUUUAAAUGAUGGGCUUUUUAAUUAGAUUUCAUUAAAUGAAACACAUUCCAACAGUGGAAUUUGAUUUGGUAUACUAAUAGGUGAUGUUGAUGUUUUUUGGAAUUGGGAGUGCUGGUGGUUUGGAAAUGAAAAGCUUUGCACAGUGCAGGCCCAAAUCCCUUUUAAUUUUGUCAAGGCAAAUAAAGACUGGGGCAUUCCAAACUAUCCCCUCUCCUUUUACCUGUUUCCAGAACUUAGCUUCCAGCAAUUUUUCAGGGGGAAGGGCUAGAACUGUGGGCUGUGUCUCAGACCAUUAGGCCUAAAAGCUCUUACCAUCAAGGAGUAUAAUACAGUAUUCUUUGUUAUUUUACAUUGUACAAGGUAGGGAUCUUAGAGUUGUAUCCAACUAAGUAAUUAAGACUCAAGAGCAGGCCCAUUGAAAAUAAUGGACCUAAAUUAGUAAUUUCCAUUAAUUUCAAUGGGUCUGCUUUGAGUAUAACUAACACUGCUUAGGAGUACACUUGCUGUGAAUAAUUAACUUUUUUUUAAAUUUAUAGCUUAUAGAUCAGUUAAAGCCUGGUGGAAGGUUAAUAUUACCUGUUGGACCCGCUGGAGGAAACCAGAUGCUGGAACAGUACGAUAAGCUAGAAGAUGGCAGUGUCAAAAUGAAGCCUCUGAUGGGAGUGAUAUAUGUGCCUUUAACAGAUAAGGAGAAGCAGUGGUCCAGGUGGAAGUGAUUUUCUGUUCAACUUUCUUCUUCCACACACUUACACAUACAAGGUGAAAGGGUCUUGAAUCUUGAUUCUUAAGACAUAGCUUGCCAAGGCUGCUUUUGCUCCCUGCUUUCUGCUUGACUGUACCACCAAAAGCAACCUCUUGCAUUGUUACAUCACCACAUACAAGUUUUUGUGUGUCUCAUUAAAUGCUGGGGAAAAUACCAUUGCAUCGAUUGCGUUUAUUUCAUUUUUCAUUGUAACUUGUGUCUUCUUGAGGUUCUCUAGUAUAAGCUAAAAAUAUUACCUACAUUUUGAGACUAAAGUAUUCCCAAAAUACAAAGUUCUUAUUGCUGUCUUGGGUUAGAUUUUGAUAAGUAUGCAUUAUAUGCAAGGUGCAAUAGAUCAGACUGUGUUUCACACUGCAAGUGUCUGCCUGACUUCUAUAAAGGAAAGGGAUUUCCCAGUUUUCAAAAGUUAAACAUUGCUCAGAAACCUUUAGAGCAAGCAAUCUAAUUACGGAUAUUUUUACAUGUUAGUUGUUUAGCUUUAAGACAAGUUCACUAUAGUUUAUCAAAAGCAACCCAAGCCAAAUACUUUACAUUUGCUAUUUUAAAAGAAGAUGGUAUUGGAUGUGUGAUAAUGUUUGUCAUAUUUUCUUCAAGCUGACAAACUGUUCAUUUUCAACAAGCUACCAGGUCUCAGAGAUUUUUAACUCUGGGAGCUGUCAGGGUUUGUGGAUAGCUUUGUAGUUUAGGGCACACAUAACAGAGUAGUCAGUGCUAAAAGGGUGCCUAUCAUUAGCAUGCAUAUGAAUAAGCCAGCAGUCCUUCACUGCUGGCUAGAUAGAAAUGCUUGUGAACUGUCUUCGUUGAUGAGACAAACACAUGCCUGAUUAGCUCUCCAAAUCUAUAAAGUUUUACUUUGACAUUUAAUAAAAAUGUCGCAUUUCUAGACACUUUACAGCUGUAGAAAUGUCUGUGCAAAAAUAAACUAAUUAAUUUUGCUUUUCUGCCUUCAAUGGAAGGCCCACUGUUUUGUGAGAACAGUAUUGAGCUACUGCGUAGCAUACCGAUAACUUCAUGAAUGAAUUGCUGCUGACCAAAAGCUGCUACAGAAAGCUUGUUUCAUAUUCAGAGACCUAGAUUCUGCUGAGCAAAUUAAUAUUUGCUAUUUGUUUAAAUUCUGUAUUAAUAUUUUAUUGAUGGAUAGCCUUUGCUUCCGAAGUAGAUUUAGUACAGCCUUAUAACUUAUUACUGCUACUAAAAAAACUGAGCCUAUGACAAGCAACAGUUACCUCUAGGUUAGUGUGCAAUUUCCCAUUUUCACCAAAAUAGUGUUUGGGUUUUUUUUCUGAUAAUGGAGAGAUAGCUCUACACAGCUAGUAUAGGCUGUGUAUAGCCCUCUUAGCCUCAAAAAACUGCUGGCAACAGAUGCAUGGUAUUCACAUUCUCCCACUCAGUGAAGGUUGCAUAUUUGGUUAUGUCCUUGUAACGUCCUGGGUAGAAGCAGAAACCUUCACCCCUGCAGUUGCUGUUUGGAAGGCAGAUAGGUAUAUUUUCUGUUUUUAUGUAAUAGAUAGAUUAAGGAGAUAUGGUGUAGUGUGUCAUAAAAUAGGAAGGUCGUCUUUUCAUUAAAAUCUCCAUUAAAGCUAAACACUUUUGAGCUUAGCUAUUAGUCUAUCCAUUAUUUGAAAACUGACUGAAGUGCCUCAAACAGAACCUCCAUUUGGAAAUUGGUUAUAAAUAUUGACAGAUCUGAAUGAAGCCUACUGAAGAUCAUGAAGGUGUUGCAACAGUCAUUAAUACAGAUAUUGCUUAAAGAAUUUAGAAACAUCAGAGCAACUGGAAGAAGAUUCAGUUUACAAAAAUGUCAGCUAGCACUCCCGACAUACAAGCUAACAGCUAGUGCAGUGAAGAAAAUGCAGAGUGAGUAAGCUGGUCAGUAGGUUUUAUGCUUACAUUUCAAUUAAUCUCCAGUAUCUCCCUACCUGUAGGGAUCAAGCCAUGUGUCUAGUUAUUUGCACAUUGGACACUUCGUUGUGAGAGAAGCUGGUUUGGGGCCAGUUCACAUAACGGCUUUCUUUUCCCAAGCCUUACUUUUUACAGCACUCCGUUGUGGUGAUAGAUAUGGCUGUCAUCACAAGGUGAUUGCAUAAAUCAGUCUAUUUAAAUACUGCUCAUCAAAGUAAUUGUAUUUCAGAAUGAGCUCACAAACUAAAAUGUACAUCCGUUUAUUUGAAUGUAUGUAAAAUUCUAAAAGGUUUCAAUUUGAACCACCACAAAUAUAAUCAUGAGGAAAUCAUAUCAGGGUUGUGCUUCUGCUGCAAAAGUUCUUAAGCCACAAAAAUGCAAGUCUCCAGAAGACCAUGACCACAAGACACAAUUCCACCUCAGAUGUCCUUGCUGCUGCUCCUUUGCUCUGCUUUACACCCCAAAUCAUUGCAUGGCUUUUUCUUGCAUUAUAUUUCCCCCCACAACCAGUGACUGCACCAGAAAAAAUGGGGGCACAGAAGGGGCUGAGCAUAUUGUGGGCGAGUUGUUUUCUGAAAUUAACAUAACAGAAUAUGCUAAUGACAGCAAGGGGGGAGGCAUGUGGAGGUGGGUCAAGCUCCUUGUUUGGGGGGGGGCACUCCAAAGAGUUGCAGUAGCAGUAGUAUGAAGUCGUGUAUAUGGUUUCUGACAUUUAUGUACGCUUUUACUUUGCCUGUUAGAAAGAUACUUGAAUACUGUAUUUGUAUAAUCACUAUUGAUAUAGAAGAAGCUACCCACAUCUAUUCCACUCUGAAUCUUUGUCCUUGGCUUCAGGUCUUUCAGUGGUAUAGGUACUAUUUAGUCCUGGAUCAGUUAAAAUCAGUUGAGAAAGAUGUUCUGAAAAACAAGCAGUAUUUUAUAAUUUGUAUUGCUCUGUGAUUGGCUACUGCUUUGGUCCAUGCCUCAUCCUUAUAACAGUGGAAUCAAAGGCUCUGUUCUUUCUGGUUUGUGGAUAGGGAACUAUAGCUGAAGCAAAGUAACUAGUUCAAACCCCCUCGGCAAGUCCAUGACUUGAACUGAACUCCUCAGAUUUAAGUCUACCAUAUUGCGGGCCAACUAGACUUCAAGUGCAGAUGCAGACCCUGUUUCCUUUUCAAAAAAACAAAUUAGCAUUAAGAGGCAAUGAAAAGCAGCAGGAGUAGUUGAAGAGUUUAAGCCUUUCCUUGCUUGCUGUUUCUCAGCCACAUAUAUCCUCCUGCCACUCUCCACAAGGAUCUCACAAACUCAAUGCCCUGUUUGCCCCAGGGUGGUCUGCAUUCCUCUGGACAGAACAGGGUCUCCCUGUUCACUGGAUGGGGAGCCUGUUAUCAACACUGUGAAGUCUAAUUUUGAACUUAGGUUUCACAUUUUGCAGCCUUUGGUGCAGGUUCCAAGAAUAACUGGACUAUAAUGGCAAAUGAAUCUACAGUAUAUGGUUUACAGAGAGCUAAGGCAUUCUCUUCUUCAGUAAAAAGGUAGACUUGUGAUUUUACAGCUAAUGGUAUUUUAAAUGACAUUGACGGAAGCAUAGGAGGUAUUUUUGCUUUGAUUUAUGUGCACUACUAGUUUGAUGUUCUUGACCCUUCUUUUGGCUUAAGUACCUUAACAGGUUUAUGCAAUUUUGCUGCAGUAUCUGAGAACGAGUUUAAUUUUGAGGAGUUAAACUUGUAAUUUUUGUCCUCUUUUUGCAGGGAUGAAAUGUAAAAGCUACGUCAUCUGACCCAAACAUAGUGUUAACAGUGGACUGCUCAUCUCCAAUUCUUAAAAGCUUUUCAAAACCAACAGCAUUGCAGCUUGUUUUGGACUUUGUUACACUGUUAUCAGCAUGGAAAAGUGUGGUGUUUUUUAUUUUGUAGAAGUUAAUGCAAGUUUGAUAAUGAACUGAUGGAAAGUUUAAAUUUGGGCAAAUGUUUCUUUUCAACAUGCCCUUAUUUUCACCUGUUUAAAGAAGUGAAAUAUGUCUGCAGAAAGCCAGACAGACCUGCAAUUUGUUAUCUUCUUUAUUUUGGAUUGGGAAACGUUCUGAACACUUCUUUCAGCUCCAGUGUUCGUCCAUCAAACCGCUUAUCUGCACUUUCUGACACUACAUGCACACUAUAUGGUUCCUGUGUUCAGCUGUCUUCUAGAUGCUACUAAAAUGAGAUGAAGUUCUUCAAAGCUUUCAGCGUGGUGUCAUAGACUAGCAUGUAGUAUAUACAAUCAGCUGCUUUCUUCCCUUUAAAAAUCAGAUAUCGUGUAUAUAAACUUCAAGACAUCAGAAGUGACAGCUCUUGUUGAAUACACUGCUGUUCAAGAUGGACAUAACUGACAUAGUUUUCUCCCUUUUACUUGUAGAAUAACUUAGAGGUUUAUAGUAGAGUAUUGUUUGCAAAUUUGAUGUACCUGAAUUUAAAACUGUAUAACAAAUACUGUGUAAGCUAUGUCCUAAUCAUUGAACAGUUUAUGCAAUGCUGCUUUGCCAAAUAAAAUUCAAAACAAAAAGGGUUUGCAAGUGCUAUUUUUAAUGGGAAAGUGUCUGGGUAGUUGACCCAUUUGCUAAACAUUAGAAAAGACUUUUACCAACAGCUAAUUUUCAGAAGUGUGAAAGUUCUCGUGUGAUCCUUAUGUUGUUUUUGAAACACAUGUUCACUUUCUCCUGUUGUACCUGCAAGGAGACGCUUGCUUUUUUAAAAAAAGCAACACGCCUUGAGUGCUUAUUGUAACAGAAGGGUGUGGUUUUGUGUGCAGCUGUUGCUACCUAUCAGUUAGUGUACAUAAUCCCUGAUGUUUCAAAGAUAGGGCAUAAAUCUGCACAGAAUUUGCAUAUGAUUUGUGUCACGUGCAAAUUUGUGUCCUUUUUGUAGGUGGAGUGCUCAAAAAAUAAAUAGGUGUCCAUAAAAAUAAUAAAAGGCACACAGAAUGUGACUAGGUAAAGCUUUUCCCUUCAUAUUAUUUCCAUACUAGAAAAUAUUUAACCUGUUGAACUCUUCUGCCUGCCACGCAGCUAUUAAAGACACAAUAACCAUGCUUUCCCCCUAUGCCAACCCUAAACCAAAGCCUAGGUGGCAAUCCUAUAUUCACUUAACCGCAGAAUAAGCUCCAUUAAACCCAAAGACAUGUAAUCUAUAAAUUUCAAUGAAAGCAGCAAUGUGUAGUAAUUGUUUUACUGUUUUAACUGCUUUAUUCUAAUUGUGAUAAAUCAUCAGUAUCAAGACCAGGGCUUUUUUUCAGCUGGAACUCACUGGAACUCAGUUCUGGCACCCGUCAGGUGGGCACCAUUGCCAUUCUAAGGGAACAAGGGAGGUGUUCAUGGUGAGUUCCAGCGCCUCUUUUUCUAGAAAAAUAGCACUGAUCAAUAUGACCUUUUGAAAAGCAUAGCUAAUACAGGAACAGGAUGAGAGAAGAGAUCCCAAAGAUUUGAGCAUUACAGAAGCACAUUGUGAGGAUCAAUAUAUUUGCUGUUGCUUGUCAGAUACUUUUAAAGGCAAAUAGAGAGUUAGCUUAUUUUCCAGACAAUACAAAUCAUUAUGCAAACAGAGGUUUAGGGGAAUGGAGAACACUGGCAUGAUUGUCUUUGCAGGCAUUGUUGUUACGUGGUGAUGAAUAAAUCACCAGUUCCAGUAGCCCUGUUGAACAUCUUUUAGUUGUUCAAGCACGUUUACAAAUGCUGCAAAGGGCCUCAUUUAUUUUUCUUCAUAAAAUGCAUGCAAUAUGUAAUGGCUCCAUUGUUUUUAGAAUGUUUGCAAAAAUGAUUAUGCUACAGCUUGCCUAGCAAAAGGCUGGUAGGCCUGACAGGAGCAAACAGAACUUGAGAAGCACUGAAACAAUGAGAAAUGUUUUAAGAAAGAAAAAUUAAGGUGAGUAUUUAAACCAUAAAGUGCUCUUUUGCGCUGCCUCUUAGUUUGGAGAAAUAAGUUCACAGCAGUAGAAAAGGACUGCCUUGUACAAUGCUAGCUAGUCCGUCCUAGGUUUUAUGUCUUCAGUUAAGUAAAUGAGAAUGAGGCUAUGGGCAUGGCAGGGUAGAUUUAACUCAUCUCUCCCCCAACCCCAAUGAUCCCCAGCUAUAUUUUUACUCAUUUAUUUAGAUUUAGCCUAACAGUUUGGGCCAGGCAAUAAGGUUAAUCAUUACCUCAGUUAAAUUAUUAAACUUUCAUCGUGCUGCAUUCCUGGCCAGCAAAAGCCAGCUUGAAUACAAAUGUCCUACCUUGCUUCCAAAAGAUAUGUGAAGUGACUCAAAAUACAGCCAUGGGUCACAUCCUAAAGCAGGAAAGAGGAAACAUGGGUGAUAUCCAGUUAAGCAGUUCCGUAAAUGCAAGAAGUUGAAGGACUUCCUUCCCCACUGCUUGUGCCCCUCUUCCCAAAUCUGCUCUGGAGGUUUCGGGUGGGGGAAACCUCAGAACAGGUACACUGGGAGGAGAAGAGAAUAAGUUCCACUGUAAUCAGAAGUCUUUGCAUUGAUGAAAGCACUGGCUGGUUGAGGCUGAUGGGAGCUGGAGUCCCAAUGGAAUCAAGAGGGCCCCAUAUUCUCUGUACCUGCCCUUAAAGGAUUCUGUGGAUUGUGGCCUUUAGCUUUGUAGAUAAUUGUAAGAUUAAGAAGGGACAGAAUUGGUAGCUUCAUAGAGCAGGAGUUUCUUGUUAAAAUGGAUCUGCAGUGAAAAUAAUGCAAAGAAGGGGAAAACACAUUCGUAAUAGCACUGCCAAUACUAAGUCCACUAGUUACAGCCCUGCCACUGUGAAAAAUUAUAACAAUUAUUUGUAAAGCUUAGCAUUUGGACAAAAAAAUGAGGUUGUAACUCCAAACUGAUAAGCAAGGAAAGGCAAUCAAAGAUGAUGGAGCAAAGCAGUGUGCAGCUACAUUAGCAUGUAGUGGGGCUUUUCCUUAACAGCAGCACUUCCACCCUGGGUCACAUGAUUUCUCAAAGUAGAAGGUUCACAACACAUUUGAGAAGCAGGUGCAAAAGUAUACAUUAACGCCACAUACCUGAAAGUACUGUCAAUUUACUGUUAAAAGUCACGUAACAUUCACCAUAAUUUUGUGACAAACAAGUAAUUUGUACAUGGGACUAUUGGUUAGAGAACUAACAGCAAAGCCUUAACACAAAUGUUUCUCUUUUUAAUCAGUUAAUAAUGCAAAGCAGCUGGUAACAGCAGCAGACCUGCUGCUUUCAAACUCCACAGAGGCCUGCUUCUUAGCAAAGUGGUAAUUGGCAAACUGGCUGUCAAGGAGAAGGUUUCUAGCCUCAGCUUCAUAUGCUAAUUUGCUAUGUGAAGAGAUCAUUUUGGGUGCAAGUGUCCUUUGAGAACCGCAUGUUCAGCAGUGAAGCCCAGCCCCAGGCAGUAGGUUUUAGAACCCAGCUAGGCAUGAUGAGGCCAUCUUUCGUGUGUCUGGCCAGUUUGCACAUAAAGCAGAAACUGGAUGAGGGGCUGAGCUAAUGAAAUGCAGGAGAUCAAUUAUAUGCUAAGAAUAAAAACAGCCCUGGCUACCUCUCUUCCCCUUAGUCGGUUUCUCCAGAACCUUUCUUCUGUUCUCAGCUCUGACACUGGCUCCUUUUAUUGUUUAAGACACAACUUCAUAUUAUAAUAGGGCAGAAAUGUAAAAGGAAUGCAUGUGCAGCUAUCACAGACUAGAUUACCUGUGUGGUCCCUUCCAACUCUGUAAUUCUAUGGUUCUAGAAUUGUUUCUAUGGUUCCACUGUUUUGCAACAACACAGAACCCUGCUAACAUAGAUUUUUGUUUACAUAGUUAUUGAAAGGAAAACAAGUAUUUUGCAAGGUAUUAAGAAUAAAAUAGGUUUAUUAUCUCUUACUUUACAUUAUCAGGUUGGGACAUUGGCAAUGUGGAGGUCUGGGGUAGGAUUCAAAGUUGUAAGUUCGUUAGAAUAAGAGAGACAUACAGAAUCAUUGCGUGCCUUUUCUGCAUUGAUUUGUACCUGGGUCCUCGGAUGGGAACUUCUUUGCACAGAUGGAUAAAGAGGAGGGUUCACACACAAAGGCUGAUAACACAGACUACAAACUUUACUGCAUAACGAACACUUCCGACAAUUCAGUCAUACAUUGAAGUCAUCAGACGACGGGAUGAGCUUUAAAAUUGAUGCAGCUACUGAAACUUUAACUUCGCUGUGAGGGUCCAAUUAGCAAGAAUCUUUCAAGCUCCAUGAAAGCAGGCAGCGUUGUAUCAAUAGCAGCAAUGGGAUGUGUUGCUAAACAUAAGGCCUAGUCCAUAUCUGUAGCACAAUGAGGUGGCAGAGUCCUGAGCUAUUAGCAUAGAGUGUACAACUUCAGACUGCUGAGGAUGCUAUUAUCUUUUUGAUCUUCAGUUUAAAGCAGGGGAUAAUGCUGCUCAUUGCCCAUGAUAAAGAGAUUGCUUGAAGGGUGGGAAUCCUCACUGUGUUUAGAAAUGUAUCAUAGCAGAGGGCAGUCUCCCCUACGGUCCUUCUGCUUGUGCUGCUAGGUUUGUUUUUGUGUAACGGAACACUAAAACAUCUCUCUUCCCUUUUCCACUGUCUGAAGUGAUACAAACCACUCAUACCACUUUAAGAUCCAAGUACUUCGUUUUGCUGCCUGUCUAGACCGAGCCUAAUGUUUCACCUUGGGAAACUCUGCACUUUAACAGGGUGGCUUGUAAAUAAUCCCAUGCCUGUGACAAGUGAGAAGCAACCCCAGGCAAUUAGAUGAGUAGAAAAAUAUGCUUCUAUUUGAACCAAUCUUGAAGUGAUAAUAGUGCCAUGUUAUUUAAAAAUAAAAUAAAAUACUGGUUUUAAAUUAGCAAAUAAAUAUCCUUUCUGUAAAAGGAAGCUAAAGAAAGAUCAUUUAUGUCAAAGGAAUCUAAUUUCUCACCUAAGGCCAGAUGCAGAGAGCCAACACAACAGGAAAUAGAUGUGUCUAGGAUCUUAUAUGACUGCUGUAUUUUUCCAUGCCCUGGCCUGUGCCAUCCCUUGGGACAUGGGAGUGGUGCAGCAAUGUGGAUCAUCAGCAAUGUGGAUCAUCAGCCAAUAUUCAAAGUGGUGCUGUAACACUGCCUGAUGCUUCUUUGCAAAAAAGAACUGAGUGAGUAUUAUGGAUUACAAGGAGAGGGCAGUUCCUGGAGAACAUGGCAUUUAAUCCAUCGCAGAGCUAACCUUAGUUAUGGCAGUAUUUUCAUGGGACUGAACCGAUACACAACCCAGUAAGAUGGAAUUUGCCUUAUUGGCAAGCACAAGAUAGUCCUAGAGCUCUGGCAGAGGGAAGCCGGUCUGUCUGCUGGUGCAGCUACAAACAUCUCUACCACUGAUAUUAGAAAGAAUCUUUUAGAAGGUGGCUGCUGCGUUUUUUCUUUAAACAUGAGUUUUUACUUUUUUUUUUAAAAAAGGAAAGUGUAAGAUGCAAGAGGCACACUUUUUUUGAGGAAAGCUCAAGGAAAGGGAAGUCACCUGAACCCUGCUUUAGAGAUACAUCCCAUUUAUGAGGUAAUCGGAUUCCUCAGACAUCAGCGGCCGAGCUUUCUUAAGUUUCUGUCUCACUAACCGAAGUCGGCAAGCUACCAUGAGCAGCAGCAUAGCUGUGAUGGCCAGCCCAAGAGCCAAAGGGAGGACAGCACCU